UAACAACACUUCAUUCAUUAAACACUAUAUAUACUACUCGUUACUUCCCUUCAAUUUCAUCAUAGCAAGCCAUAUAGCCUACUUACAUUCUCAAAUUAAUCUCUUAUAUACUAAGUUACCUUAUUAAUACUCUCUAAGUAUGGCUCAAUCCUUGAGCUUCUUAAUGGUUAUUGUUCUCCUUGCUUUUGCACCAAUUUGUUUCUCUAUUAAGACUUAUGGUGGCUACUUAUUCCCACAAUAUUAUGACCAAUCAUGUCCCCAAGCAAAAGAAAUUAUUAAGUUUAUUGUUGCCAAGGCUGUAGCCAAAGAAGCUCGAAUGGCUGCUUCAUUAUUGAGGCUGCAUUUUCACGACUGCUUAGUCAAGGGGUGUGAUGCAUCUCUACUUCUUGACAGCAGUGGAAGCAUAAUUAGUGAGAAAAGAUCAAAUCCCAACAGGAAUUCGGCUCGUGGAUUUGAAGUCAUUGAUGAGAUUAAGAAGGCAUUAGAAAAGGAGUGCCCUCAAACAGUUUCUUGUGCAGAUAUCUUGGCAUUAGCUGCAAGGGAUUCAACAGUUUUAGCUGGUGGACCAAAUUGGGAGGUCCCAUUGGGAAGAAGAGACUCCAGGGGUGCUAGUUUAAGUGGCUCCAACAAUAACAUUCCUGCUCCAAACAACACAUUUAAUACCAUUCUCACUAAAUUCAAGUUAAAGGGGCUUAAUAUUGUUGACCUUGUAGCUUUAUCCGGGAGCCACACAAUUGGAAAUGCAAGAUGCACCAGCUUCAGGCAGAGACUCUACAAUCAGUCAGGAAACAAUAAACCAGACUUUACGUUGGAAGAGUCAUAUGCCGCACAGUUGCGCACUAAGUGCCCAAGAUCUGGUGGUGACCAAAACUUAUUCUUCUUGGACUUUGUAUCCCCAACAAAAUUUGACAACAGCUACUUCAAAAACUUGUUGGCUUCAAAGGGUCUACUGAACUCAGACCAAGUUCUUGUUACUAAGAAUCAAGAAUCAUUAAACUUAGUGAAACAGUAUGCAGAGAACAAUGAGCUUUUCUUUGAGCAAUUCGCUAAGUCUAUGGUUAAGAUGGGAAAUAUUUCACCUUUGACGGGUUCCAGGGGAGAAAUUAGGAAGAGCUGCAGGAAGAUCAACUCCUAAAAUGCACAACUUACGUGGCAGCACGAGAAAACUAAUAACAUGUGGCUCUAUUAUUAAUAUUAUGUAUUUUCUGUUUUCUAGUUUCUUUCAACAUUCUUCUAGCUUUGUUAUUGCAUUUGUUCUUGAGGAUAUUAUAGCUUGUAGCUAUCCUGGUAGAUCAUCUUUAGUUGUUCGAGGAAUAUUUUGGUUUGUUAUUUUCAGUGUGUGGUAAUCAGAAUAAUGGGUUUAAUAGACGAAUAUUCCUGAAUUUGUU
Messenger RNA from Nicotiana tabacum (common tobacco), 1388 nucleotides. RefSeq names its product peroxidase 72-like. The record is from RefSeq and is a predicted model, not a curated record. Gene Ontology annotation, biological process: hydrogen peroxide catabolic process; response to oxidative stress. Lineage: Eukaryota; Viridiplantae; Streptophyta; Magnoliopsida; Solanales; Solanaceae. Gene Ontology annotation, molecular function: peroxidase activity; heme binding.